Plasmodium gaboni is the source of this 2805-nucleotide messenger RNA. RefSeq lists its product as hypothetical. The coding region runs from base 1 to 2805 and encodes 934 amino acids. The transcript has 2 exons. Lineage: Eukaryota; Apicomplexa; Aconoidasida; Haemosporida; Plasmodiidae. The record is from RefSeq and is a predicted model, not a curated record.
AUGGGAAUGAAAGAAAAAAUACGUAAUUUCCAUGAUAAAAAAAGGAAUAAAACAAAAUUGAGGCAUGUCCAUAUGGUUAGGAAGAAUUUUUAUGAAUUAAACUUUGAGCAGAAUGAUAGAAGGAAUAGACAUAUAAAUUAUACUUAUUAUAUAAAUAUGGAAACAACAAUUAUUGAAUUAUUGUUAGAUAAUAAUAUAGAAUCAUUUAAAAAUGCAGGUAAAUUAUUAUUUAUAAUAUUAUGUGGUAUAUCUCCUGCUACAUUAUAUUUUAAAAGAAUAUUAAAUUUAAUUCAUUAUUUUUUUCAUAAAGGUGGUAAGCUUUUUUAUCAUAGUAAUAUACAUUUUGAGAUAAUAUUAUUUCUAAAUAGUUAUAUGAGAUCAUAUAGUAUAAGUUGUUCAGUAUAUAUUUAUAAUUUAUUAUUAUCUAAUAAUAAUUAUAAGGAUUUAGAGAAUUAUAAAGAUAAAUAUAUGCCUAAGCAUUCGAUAGCUUCCUUCAUGGAUCAUUUUUAUUUUGUCGUUAAGGAUUUUUUAUUAAUUUUAAGAAAAUUCUUAAUAAAUUAUGAACAAGGUAGUAUAUCUAAUGAUUUAAAUGUGGAUGGUGAGUAUGACCAAGGUGUGUAUGAUAAUAUAUAUGUUGACACAACAAAUAAUAAUAAUAGUAAUAUUUAUGAUGAUAAUAAUAAUAAUAAUAAUAUUGAUAGUAAUAAUCCUAUUAAUGAUGACAAUAUGUACUAUCAUAUGAAUAAUUUUAAUAAUAAUAAUAAUAGUAAUAAUAAUAAUGAUCCUUAUCUUUAUGACCAUUAUGAUAAUUUUCUCAGUAACAAUUCCAUUUUAUAUAACAAACAUUAUGAUGAUAAUAAUACAUUCAAUAAAUCCAAUAAAGGAACCAAUAAAAUACAAAAUAAAAAGCAUGAUGAAAAAAUUAUGUGGUUUAAAGAAACAAACGAAGAUAUGAUAAAAAACUUUUGUAAUAUAUUAUAUAAAUAUACAUUCCCAAAAAAUUUUGAAAAAAAAUUAAAAUAUUUAAUAUCUCAAUGUACUAGAAUAAAUAGAGCAUUACAUAGUAUAUAUUUAGAUAUUUUUAUUUUAUGUAAUUUAAAAAAUAUAAUUAAAGUUCUAGUAUUAAUAGAUCAAUUAUUUUGUUCCAUGUUUCCUUAUUUUUAUUUUUAUGAGCUCAAAUUGAAAAUAUUACUAUUUUUUAUUCACAAAAAUGAGAAUCAAAAGGAAGACAAAAAAAAAAUUAAAAAUAAAAAUAAUCAUAAGGAGGUUACUAAAAGGAUGCACAAAGGUGUAUAUAAUGAUAAUAAUUAUGUUGAUAAUAACCAUGUUGAUAAUAACCAUGUUGAUAAUAACCAUGUUGAUAAUAACCAUGUUGAUAAUAACCAUGUUGAUAAUAAUUAUAACACAUGCCUCUUAGAUAAUAACCUCGAUAUGAUACCCAAUUCUGAAUUUAAUUCUUCCAGAUAUAAUCAACUUGCCAAUCAUAUAAAUAAUGAAGACAUCGAAAUGACAUCAAAUAUAAUAGAAAAUAAUAACAAAUUGAAUAUAUCUAAUAAUUCAUUUUUAAAUACUUUCAAUGAUCAAGUCAGUGAUGAAUAUGAUUGCCUUUAUAGUAGCGCAUCUAAUGAAAGUCUUAUUCCACUUCUUACAGAACAAUUGAAAACUCAAAAAGAAGAAGAGGAAGAUGAUAAAAAUGUAUAUCUAGAUAAAUUUAUGAAUUUAUAUAUUAACUGCACAGAAAAAAUUGCAACUAGUGUUCCUUCAAUUAGUGAUCUUUAUGAUAAUAAAGCUCUUAAAAAUUUAACUUAUAAAAUGAGCAAUAAAAGAAAAAUUAUUGAUGAUCAAUUUAUUUUAGACUAUAUAAAAAAUUCUCAAAAGGGUAAUGAAACCAAUAUUGAUAUUGAACACCAUGAUAAAGGAAUUAUUAUAAAAAGGAAAAAUACAUCUAAUGAUAAUAUAAGUUUUGAUAAUAAAAAAAAUGAUGAUAUUAUUAAAACAGAAAAACAUAAAUUUAAUGAUGAACACCAUAAGGAUCCAUUACAAAAUUCAGAACAUAAUCUUUUAGUUAGAAAAAAAAAAAAACAAAAAACAAACAAGAGUUCUUAUCCAAGUGGUAUUAUUCCUACCAUAAAUAAUAUUUAUGAAAAUACAUAUCAUGAUAUCAAAUAUAAUUUAAAAGUAAUUGUAAAUAUAUCUAAAUGUUUAAUGUUCUCAUCAUAUUAUGAUCCUAUAUAUAUCAAACUUUUCUAUUCCUACUUAUUACCAUCUAUUUCAUAUGAUAAAAGAGUAGAAAUUUUUUUGAUUUAUUCUUAUUCAAGUUAUAAAAUUUUUAAACCUUUCAUAUUCUUAAUAUUUUAUAAUAAUCAUACUUCAUUGUAUAUUCUAAAUGUUUUUAUUAAAAUAUUUAAAACAAAUCAUAUCAUUUUUCAAAAUUUUAAAUAUACUUAUUUUAAUGGAAUUAAUCUUAAAAAUGUACCAAAAAGAUACUUCAUUUUUCUUUUCCUUCUCUCGCCUUUUUUUUAUGAGGAUAAAGUGGAAUGUCUCCUAUAUAUUUAUAACCUCUUUUACAAUUUUGAUAGAGACGUUAUAAAUGACCAAGAAAAAGACAUAAACUACAAACAUAUAUACCAAGAUAUUGUGUUACAUAAUGAUGAGGAAUACGAUGAAGAGAAAAGAAAUAUAAACAUUAUUAUAAUAAAAUUUAUUGAAAUAUUUAAAGAAAAAUUCAAUGUAGAUAUUUAUAAUUAUUUUGAUUUUUAUAGAAUAUAUUUUAUAUUAUUUGUCUCAUGUGUAGAUAUAAAAUAG